This is a messenger RNA of Amorphotheca resinae ATCC 22711, 2817 nucleotides long. RefSeq lists its product as hypothetical. The record is from RefSeq and is a predicted model, not a curated record. Gene Ontology annotation, biological process: protein ubiquitination; SCF-dependent proteasomal ubiquitin-dependent protein catabolic process. The transcript is spliced from 6 exons. Bases 409 to 2724 code for a protein of 771 amino acids. NCBI's taxonomy places the organism in Eukaryota, Fungi, Ascomycota, Leotiomycetes, Helotiales, Amorphothecaceae. Gene Ontology annotation, molecular function: ubiquitin protein ligase binding. Gene Ontology annotation, cellular component: SCF ubiquitin ligase complex.
CCAAGGCUCCCUACAGUACCUAUACCUAUACCAACACUCCCAAGAUCCUGUGGACUCCCCGCGACUUGAUCUCCUCGAGGCACGUUUUGUCUUGCAUGGUGGACCUCUAUCCUCCCUCCUCCUCCUCCUCCUCCUCUUCGCAUUACCCUUCCGUGGUUAGGGAACGAGAACCUCGCGAUCUUCGCCCGCUUCCUCGACUCCGCAGCUCCACUGUUUUGUGUGUUGCGAUAUCUGACGAAUACCUCUGAGGGCUCAGGACAAGUGCAUUCUCAGCUUUGUAGGAGACCUGGCUGCGAUAGGAUCUUCCGCGGAUCGAUCGACGGAAGCUGCUGGAAAAUACACCGAGUAUAAGACUCCAACUCUUCGACUCAUCCACGCCACCAGAUCUGUAUACUCACCCUAUUCAAAAUGUCUGUCGCAACCAGAACCGUUUUGAUGCCUCCGGUACCCAACCGAGAGGAUCUAGAUGCAACAUGGAAAUACCUAGAGGCCGGUGUUUCAAAGAUCAUGAUCAAUCUACAAGAAGGUAUUGACAUGCAAACUUACAUGGGUGUCUACAGAGCUGUUCAUAACUUCUGCACGUCGCAAAAGGCAGUCAGCAAUAACAACCAGGGUGUCAUCGGAGGCGCACAUCGUGGAGCACACCUUCUGGGCGAGGACCUUUACCAAAACCUAAUCACUUAUCUCAACUCCUAUCUUCGAGGCCUUGUUGAAAUUUCCAAGACUCACUCUGAUGAAGCUCUUCUGAGUUUCUAUAUCCGAGAAUGGGACCGAUACACUACCGCGGCGAAAUACAUCAACCAUCUGUUCCGAUACCUCAACCGACACUGGGUCAAGCGGGAGAUGGAUGAAGGCAAGAAGAAUAUCUACGAUGUUUACACAUUACACCUCGUCCAGUGGCGAACCACUCUCUUUAGCGAAGUUCACGAGAAGGUCAUGGACGCGGUCCUGAAGAUGGUGGAGAAGCAACGGCAUGGCGAGACCAUCGAACAUGGCCAAAUCAAAAGCAUCGUCGAUUCUUUUGUCUCCCUUGGCUUAGACGAGGCUGACCCUACAAAAUCAACGCUCGACGUCUACCGGUACAACUUCGAGCGUCCAUUCCUGGAAGCAACUAAACAGUUCUAUCAAGCGGAGUCGAAACAGUUCGUUGCCGAAAACAGCAUCGUAGAAUACAUGAAGAAGGCCGAAAUACGCCUGGAAGAGGAGGAAGAACGAGUAAAUAUGUAUCUGCAUGCGGAUAUCAUCGUACCUCUGAAGAAGACUUGCAAUACCGCUCUGAUUGCUGACCACUCCGUAAUCCUUCGGGAUGAAUUUCAAGUCCUUUUGGACAAUGACCGUUACGAGGAUAUGCAGCGAAUGUACAACCUACUUUCAAGAAUACCCGACGGUCUUGAUCCACUCCGUGUAAAAUUCGAGGCACAUGUCCGCAAAGCGGGUCUGGCAGCUGUUGCAAAAGUCGCUGUGGAUGCAGACAAGUUGGAGCCGAAGGUCUACGUGGACGCUCUUCUCGAGAUCCAUACACAAUACCAAGGUCUCGUCAAGCAGGCUUUCAAGGACGAGCCUGAAUUCACGCGAUCACUUGACAAUGCGUGCAGAGAGUUUGUCAACCGCAAUCAGAUCUGCAAAUCCGGAUCGAACAAGUCUCCCGAGUUGCUCGCGAAGUAUGCCGAUGCCUUGCUCAAGAAGAGCGCCAAUGGUGCGGAAGAGAGCGACCUCGAAAACAGCCUCGUUCAAAUCAUGACUGUCUUCAAGUACAUUGAGGACAAGGAUGUCUUCCAGAAGUUCUAUUCACGCAUGCUGGCUCGCCGACUGGUCCACACAAGCUCUUCAUCUGACGAUGCAGAGACGAGCAUGAUCAGCAAAUUAAAGGAGGCUUGUGGUUAUGAGUACACCAACAAGUUGCAGCGCAUGUUCCAGGACAUGCAAAUCUCUAAGGAUUUGAACAGUGGGUUCAAGGAGUUUGAGGCCAAACUGGUCGACACAGAUGACAUUAAGCCAAUCGAUGCCAGCUAUGCAAUUUUGGGUACUGGCUUCUGGCCGCUGAACCCACCCAAUACCGACUUUACGCCGCCUGCUGAAAUCUCCAAGGCUUACGGCCGGUUUCAGACCUUCUAUGGUCAGAAGCACAGUGGCAGAAAGCUCACGUGGCUCUGGCAACUAUGCAAGGGGGAAGUCAAGGCGAAUUAUUGCAAGAACCAAAAGACUCCAUACACCUUUCAAGUCUCCACUUAUCAAAUGGCCAUCCUCUUGCUCUUCAAUGAGAACGACAAAAACAGCUACGACGAUAUCGCCAAGGCUACGCAGCUGCAGCCCGAUGUGCUCGAUCCAUGUUUGGCAAUAUUUGUCAAGGCCAAGGUACUCAAUGUGGUUCCAGAAGGUGAUAAGCCUGGACCCGGAAAAGUGUAUCAUCUGAACUAUGACUUCAAGAGCAAAAAAAUCCGGGUCAAUCUCAACAUUCCCGUCAAGUCUGAGCAGAAGCAGGAGGUUGAUGAGACUCACAAGACCAUUGAGGAAGAUCGAAAGUUGUUGAUGCAGUCCGCAAUUGUGCGUAUCAUGAAGGCGCGCAAGAAGAUGAAGCACACACAGCUUGUCAGCGAGACCAUCAACCAGAUUCGAACUCGGUUCGUACCCAAGAUCCCGGACAUCAAGAAGUGCAUAGAUAUCUUGUUGGAGAAGGAGUAUUUGGAGCGCUUAGAAGAUGACGAGCUUGGUUAUCUUGCAUGAACAUUUCCUUUCCGACUUGGGUCUUUACCAUGCUUGCCUGCUGCUAGACGCGAGAAGGCCAGACUGCGUAUGGUGACAUUUCGACUGGCGGGU